UCCUCUUACAACACAUACAGGAAGAAUGAAGCACAGUCUGUCAAGAUUGUGUCUGCCGAGAGUCAGAGGUGUUCAAUAUGAAGUUCUCUCUCUGGAGGCCAACUUUGCUGCUUUUCCUGGCUUUAUCUGUAGGAUGCGAGGCCAAAGUGACGACUGAGAUCCAGACUGGACCUCUGUAUCGUGUUGUUGGCUCUCGGCUCUCCAUGUUCUGCAAUGCCAGUGGCUUCUCCAACCCCAAUUCUGAAAAAGGUUUUGAAAUCCGCACGAAGCUAACUGGCAUCCCUGGAAGAGAGAUGAAUGUUAUUAGCUCCUCAGAUGAACAUUUUAGUUAUAAUCGUUUUAUGCGUCGCAUCGAGAGAAAUGAUAUUAACCUCAUACGCUCUGGUCCAUGCUCAAUCGUAUUUGAAAUAAAAAACUUACUCAAGGAGGAUGAUGGGGAAUAUGAAUGCACCGUACUAGAUCCAGGAAGUCCACUUAUUGGAUCCUACACUGCAAAAUCAGUUGUUAAAGUGAUUGACAACUCCUUAAGUGUUGCAUCUAGCGACUCUCCUUCCUCAUUGAGUUUUACCGAAGGAGAAGCUCUCACUUUAACCUGCCAUGCCUCCACCAACACCAUCCAGCACGUCCAUCUGUCUCUCGGCUGGUAUCUCCGUAAAGAUGGGGCCGAAGAUGCUGAACCUAUCAUUUCUUUGGAUAAAGAUUUCCAGCUUACUCCUGGUCAGGGCUUUGAGCAACGCUACAGAAACAAAGCCAUCAGGUUAGAUAAAAUAGGGGAGGCCACAUACACGCUUAAGAUAGCUGAGCUGGAGCUCUCAGACCAGGGUAAAAUUUACUGCCAAGCCCAGGAGUGGAUUCAAGAUCCUGAUCGUUCCUGGUACAGGAUCGCUCAAAAGGAUGCAGAGGAAAUAUCUCUUACAGUCAAAGCUAAAGUGGUUACAGACACGUCAUCUUUGGAUGUGAGUCUUUCUGCACAGAACGCACUGCAGGAGGGGCAGGUACUUACACUGACCUGCAGGAUCAACGCACAGAACCUCGCCACACGGUUCUUUUCUGUAGCAUGGGUGUGGAAAGAAUAUGAGCUGGCACGGAUUGGCCCUACAGGCAUUCUGACUGUGAGUGAGGAAUACAGUGACAGAGAGAGAGAUGGGGAAUUAAGAGUGACCCGGAUUGGGAACGGACACUACCAACUCAAAGUACAGCCUGUGAAAACUACAGAUGGAGGGAGUUAUAUCUGCAGGGCAUGGUCGGAAGAGAGGAGUGAGGACGGAAACUUUCAACAAGGAGCAGCUCAGAACUCCCAACCACUGGAUAUCACAAUCUCAACUCCAGAAAGUGGGCUUUCAGUCAAAAUGCUAAACUUGAAGCAAAAAGUUUCCGAAGGACAGAAACUGAGCCUCAUCUGUAACGUGGAGGGGAUCAAAGGCCAGCUCUCUGUCUCCUGGCAACGCAAGCUCAUGCAGACGCAGUCCCCUUUAUUCACCAGCAUCAUCAGUCUGAGUCAGAAUGGUGUCAUAGAAAAAACAGAAGCUUUUGCGACUCGUAAGGUGAGAGUGACACGUCCAGCAACACAAAGCUUUGUCUUUGAGAUGGAUGAAGCGAGACCGUUUGAUUCAGGUAUCUACGAGUGUGUUGUCACUGAAACGCAAACCAACGGCAAAACUCAAAGCCACUCUCAACGUGCCAAUGUGACUGUGACUCCUAUUGAGACCCUGGUCAAAGCGUCACUGAAGAGUCGAGAACCCACCGUGACUGUAGGAAAGAACUUAGAUUUAAUGUGCAAGGUUUUUGAAAUUCCAAGUAUGCCAAUUACUCUGACUUGGAGUCAACAGACAGAUGACUCCAACUUAAAUACCAUCCUGGUUUUGUCAAAUGGUUCCAUCAGCUGGUCCGGAAACCAGCACCGUUACCAAGUGGAGGUGAACAAACAAAGGGACUCUGUCAUGUACUAUCUUAAAAUCCUUGGUGCAAGCCACAAGGAGGCAGGAACUUACCAGUGUAGGGUGUCAGUUUUCCUGGAUAAUGUAUACAAAAAGCUUCUUCCAUCCAACCCCCUGAAGGUGCAAGUCAAUAAUCCAGAAAGCAAGCUUGCCCUAUCAUCUAAGCCAACCAUUAUGCAACGCAUCAACACUGAUAUACAAAUUGUUUGUAAAGUUACCUCAGCAACAUCUAAGUCUUCUCUAUAUGCCGUCACCUGGGACCUCCAACAAGAAACUGGAAGUAAAAGAAUUUUGAGCUCAGAUCAAAAUGCUCUCGUUACUUUUGGGCCAGAGAUUGAGGAGAGUCACCAGCAACGCAUCAGCAUGAGCCGCACUUCGGGCCCUAACUUUGAGCUAACUAUCAGACAAGCCAGAAUGUCAGACAAAGGAGUUUAUGUGUGCAACGUGGCUGAGUAUCUACAAAAUCCACUGGGAGAGUGGUAUUUACUCUCAGAAAAAAAUUCAAACACAACCCUAGACGUUACUGAGCCUGAAGCACAAUUGUCCAUUCAAAACAUAGAGACAGUGAAGAAUAUAAGCAUUGCAGAGGAAUUUUCCAUUCCCUGCCAUAUCACCCAACAAUCCAGCAAUGACUCCCAGUUCCAGGUCAAAUGGUUUUGGCAGAGAGGCACUGAAGCUACACCCAUGUUUACAGCUUACAGAAAUUCAACCUUACAAGUUGGCAUUAAGGAUGUUGCUGUGAUGUAUGGCCACCCCCUACCUGGUCAAUUCAACCUUAAAGUUUCAAAUACUAAGCCUAAAAACAGUGGCUUGUAUUUCUGUGAAGUAGAAGAGUGGGUUUACUCUCUUGCUUAUGGGUGGAGAAAACUUGCAGUGGAAAGGUCUGGUAAAAUGAACAUAACUGUUGGUGCUGAAGGGGAUGCCAAAGCUCUGGCUGGUUCAGAAUGCAUGGCUAAUACUUGGAUUGCAAUAUUUGCAGUAACUGUCAUCAUCUUGCUCUGCAUCAUAACAAUUCUUCUGGUAAAAAUCUGCAAGUCAGGGAAGAAGUCAGAUCCAUCUCUCUGGCCGGAAAGGCAUGCACUAAAACCUGGACCAGAAUACUGAAAGACUGAAACUAGAAGGACCAGCAGGAAAAGUUAAAAAAAGUAGGAAAUGUGUACAAAAGAAAAUGCUUUAGAUUUGAAAAGGUUUACAGUGUCUUAGUUUUGUUUUUAUUUUUUUUAUAAAGUCUAUUAUGAGUUAAACAUUUUUUACUUGCUGUGCUGUUGAGAUUGUAUUGAUUUUAAUGAAUUAUUUGUCUUUGUUUUUGUAUUGUGCCUUAUUAUUAUUGCACGGUAAUGCAGUUUUUAGUGCUGUUUCCUUGCAAAAAGAAGUUCACAGGUUUGAUUUCUAGCCCGGGGUCUUUCUGCAUGGAGUUUGCAUGUUGCCUAGACUGCUGGAGAUAGGCACCAGCCCCACUGUGACCCUGAUAGAGUAAGAGAGAAAAGAUGGAUGGAUAUUUCUGAGUGAUUGUGACUUUCAUGUUUGACUUCAAACUAAGAGUUUUAGGAUAUUAGUUAAUGUUAAGUAAACAAGCAUUUCUAAGUGCAGAAAUUUUCAAUGAAAAAACUUGAAAAAGGCAACUGAUAAAAUUUUUGGUUUUAUAGAUUCAAAAACAUUACUGGUUUAUGUUACAAAAUGUAAAAACUAUUGUUUAUUUUUUUGAGAUGGCAACUAAAGCUCAGCAUUUUCUAGAACAUCACAAGAUGAAAUGGGAUAAGAUUUGAAAAUUUUUUUCAUGACACAAGAGAAAAAACGGAUGUUGUCUGCGGUUUUGCACAGGAUGACGUCUGACUGUCUGCAAAGCUGUCCCAGGACAGAUGCUUUCAUAAUCAGAUAAUUUAUUUACUGUUGUAAAGAAAAAAAAGCUGGGGCAGGUUUGCUCAAACUGGAUAUAUCUUUAAGGUGCUGGAAACCAAACACUGUCCAAAGGCAAAAAAAAAGAAAAAGGAUUUCCAACACUUCUAUCUGUCCACGAACUUUGCACAGAUACCAGUGUGUUGAAGUGUUUGCAGUUCCCUUUUGUUAACAAAGAGCCAACCUUGCAGUUGUGGUUGCAAGCCCUAUUUUGCAGCUCUUCUGCUUAAAUUUGACCACAGAAACAUUUCCUUUUUCAUAAUUUGUACUGCACUUUACUGUGCAGCGACUGUAUGGGAAGAUUGUGACAUGUUUUUAACCUGUUUUGUACGUUUUUAAAAUAAACAGCAUU
Molecule: messenger RNA, 4185 nt
Organism: Cyprinodon variegatus (sheepshead minnow)
Lineage: Eukaryota; Metazoa; Chordata; Actinopteri; Cyprinodontiformes; Cyprinodontidae
Product: immunoglobulin superfamily member 2-like
Exons: 9
Coding region: 78-3041 (987 amino acids)
Source: RefSeq, a predicted model, not a curated record